Molecule: messenger RNA, 1858 nt
Organism: Notolabrus celidotus (New Zealand spotty)
Lineage: Eukaryota; Metazoa; Chordata; Actinopteri; Labriformes; Labridae
Product: transcription factor jun-B-like
Exons: 1
Coding region: 543-1538 (331 amino acids)
Biological process (GO): regulation of cell population proliferation; regulation of transcription by RNA polymerase II; regulation of cell cycle
Cellular component (GO): transcription regulator complex
Molecular function (GO): transcription factor binding; RNA polymerase II cis-regulatory region sequence-specific DNA binding; DNA-binding transcription factor activity, RNA polymerase II-specific
Source: RefSeq, a predicted model, not a curated record
UUGUCAACCUCCCUGAUUAUCCGGUCUGUGAUUUUGUCCCGUGUGUGUUUCACCUGGGUGAAGUUUUCCUUAAGCCGAGUAGGCUGAGUCUUGUUUACAGUCCUUGUUCCUGGCAACAACGUCAUCCACUUUCUGACAUCCCGGAGGCGGGGACCACAGAAGAAACAGCCAAUCAGCCGGCUGGUUGAAGCGCACAUAGAGACCGAGUACUUAAAUUCAGAACACUCCGGCCGCCUGUCAUUUUACAGGAAACCGGAGUGGAUCCACUUUCAAAGCAUAAAGAAACACGGAUGAAAUGAAAACAUCUGCAUUAGUCACUGGACUCCGCUUUGAAUCCGACUAAAGGUACAAAUCGACGACUUGGUACAGUACAGUUCCACUAUUUUGGAAGUUUUGCUCUGUUUUUGAUAGAAUUGAGCUUCAGUAAUAUUAGGCUACAGCGGGACUCUGUGCCGGAGCUUGAAUCAUUUGGGACACUGACGCCUUGGUGUCCAAACAGCAUCUUACAGCGCACUAUAAUAUUUGACUGUGUGAUUUGAAAUAUGUCCACAAUAAUGGAACAGCCUUUUUAUGACGACUCGUUUCUCUCUGCUUAUGGCCACCCAGGCGCAGCACUGCCAGACUACAAGCUGCUAAAGCAGAAUAUGAACUUGAACUUCUCCGAUUCAUACCGGAACUCAAACUUCAAGUCGCAGCACCUGCGCGCCGAAAGUGAUUUCUAUUCAGCGGGGACGGCGGACGUGGGCUCUCUGAAGCUCGCCUCUCCUGAACUAGAGCGGCUGAUCAUCCAGAACAGCAACGGGGUCAUCACUACAACACCAACACCUGCCCAUUACCUGUACAACCGCGGGAUCACAGAGGAGCAGGAGGGCUUUGCUGACGGUUUUGUGAAAGCGCUUGACGACCUGCACAAGAUGAACCAGAUGGCUCCUCCAAACGUGGCCAUCGGAACUGGUGGGGUUUCCUGCUCGGCUACGGCCACAGUGUUCGGCUCAUCAAUGCAUCCAGAAGCUCUAGAAUACACAACCCUCAACAGUUGCUCAACGAACCCCGGUCUGUCCUCUGCAGCCAGCUACCCCUCCACCACCAUCAGCUACCUGCCGCAUCACCAGUACCACCAGCACCCCCAGGCCGUUGCUCACGGAUCUCACCAUUUCCAGCACUCUCUGGCAGGUGCAGGCAUCCAUUCGCAGCGGUACGGAGGGUUGAAAGAGGAGCCUCAGACGGUCCCUGACAUGCAGAGCAGCGACAGUGGGUCUCCGCCAAUGUCCCCUAUUAAUAUGGAGAACCAGGAGCGGAUCAAAGCGGAGCGCAAGCGUCUACGGAACCGGCUCGCCGCCUCAAAGUGUCGGAGGCGUAAAUUGGAGCGCAUCGCUCGCCUGGAGGACAAAGUAAAGAUUCUGAAAACAGACAACGCCGGGCUGUCGAGCACAGCUUCUGUUCUGAGAGACCAGGUGGCUCAACUCAAACAGAAAGUUAUGACACACGUAAGCAGUGGCUGCCAGCUCAUGUUAGCGCCCAAAGUGAAGUCUUACUGAAAAAAACAAGCACUUUUGAAACACUGGACAAGAACUGCACUGACUCAAUGAACAAUGACUUUUUAAAAGAACUGGAUCAUGAUUCUUUGUUGGGCUAAAGAACUGAAGCCUAUGCAGAAAUCUUAAAAAGACUUAAAACACUGCGGGCAUUUUUGAAUAAGUUUUUAAAGGGUCCUCUUGGCAUUGCCUGUUUACAUUUGACUUAAAUUGCUUUAUGUGAUGUAUUCUUGUGUAAGUUAUUUGCGUUUGUCAGGUUGAACCUGCCUUUUUUUUUUUACUUGUACAGUAUAUAUUUAAGUAAAUGAAAUUAUGCACAAAGA